AUGUGGAGCCACAGGGACCCGGCCUUACGCCGUAGUGGCGCCGGAAAUGUCUAUGUUAAGAACCUUGAUAGAAACAUCGACAACAAGGCUCUUUACGACACCUUCUCCCUAUUCGGCAACAUUCUCUCCUGCAAGGUCGCUUUGACCCCCGAUGGGAAGUCCAGGGGCUUUGGUUUUGUCCACUUUGAAUCGGACGAGUCCGCAGAGGCCGCGAUCGCUAAGCUGAACGGAAUGCAAAUUGGGGAGAAGACUGUCUACGUGGCUCCAUUCAAGAAGACGGCUGAAAGGAACGAUGGAACUCCGAAAAACUUCACGAACGUUUAUAUUAAGCAUAUUCCGGCCUCCUGGAACGAGGAGAAGAUCAAGGAGGAGUUUGGGGCCUUUGGGGAAAUCACCAGCCUGGCUGUGCAGACGGACCCUAAGGGGAGGAGGUUCGCCUUCGUUAAUUAUGCUGAAUUUGAACAGGCCAGGGCGGCGGUGGAGGAGAUGGACGGCAAGGAUGUUAGAAAUGAGGAAGAGAAGGCCGCUGAUAGAGCGCAGAGGGAACGUGAACGUGAGGAGAGAAAGGCAGCUCGUGAAGCUGCGAAGGCCGAAGGGAGAGAGGACGGUGAUGAUGUUGAAUCUGAUGAUGACGAUGAGGAGCCCGAGACCUCCCAUUUGUACGUAGCUAGGGCUCAACCCAAGGCUGAAC
Molecule: messenger RNA, 691 nt
Organism: Perkinsus marinus ATCC 50983
Lineage: Eukaryota; Perkinsozoa; Perkinsida; Perkinsidae
Product: polyadenylate-binding protein 1-A, putative
Exons: 5
Cellular component (GO): cytosol; ribonucleoprotein complex; nucleus
Molecular function (GO): mRNA 3'-UTR binding; poly(U) RNA binding; poly(A) binding
Source: RefSeq, a predicted model, not a curated record